GUGUUCUAACAUUCUUGAUAGUCACUCCUGAGAGGCGGUUUAGCAAAGCGGGACUGUUUCCUAUCUUUGCUACUCAGAGCAAUGACUUUGCCCUGGGAUAUCCCAUAGGUAAGAAACAAGUUUGAAGCUUUAUAUCAAACUACUUAUCCAGAGUAUCUCCAGUAUAUUUACUUGGUUGCACCAAUAUCUCUCAUGAUGCUAAAUCCUUUAGGAUUUAUUUUUUGUGAAAUCCAGAAAUCAAGAGACAAUCAGAGUCUUUCUCACAGCAAAAUCAAGAUUGUGGGAUUUGGACUUCUUAGGGUGUUACAAAACCCUAUUGUAUUUAUGGUCUUCAUAGGAAUUAUCUCAAAUUUCAUUCUCAACCAAAAGAUUCCUGAUUAUUUGGAAAACUUCCUUGAUGGGCUUGCCAGUUCUUUUUCUGGUUCAGCACUUUUUUAUUUGGGCCUCACCAUGGUGGGCCAAAUCAAGAAACUGACAAGGGGUACAUUUGUUGCACUGAUUCUUCUCAUCACAGCUAAGCUACUGUUGAUGCCACUUCUAUGCAGGGAAAUGGUGGAAUUAUUGGACAAAAGCAGCAGCUUGGUCAACCAUACCAGCUUAUCAAACUAUGCAUUUCUCUAUGGAGUCUUUCCAGCAGCUCCUGGCGUAGCUAUAUUUGCAACACAAUUCAACAUGGAAGUAGAAGUUAUAACUUCUGGAAUGGUGAUCAGCACUUUUGUUUCUGCUCCCAUCAUGUAUGUUUCUGCCUGGCUAUUAACUAUUCCUUCUAUGGAUCGAAACAGACUGGCAUCAGCAAUCCAAAACGUUAGCUUUGAUAUUAGCAUUGUCAGUCUUGUCUCUUUGAUCUGGUCACUUGGUAUUAUGAUCUUGAGUAAAAAGUACAAACAAGUUCCUCAUGUGCUUACAACUAACUUACUAAUUGCUCAGUUUGUAGCCUGUAUUGGAAUGAUAAUCUGGAAUUUCACAAUUGAGAAGAGAAACAUGGUUCUCCAGAUUCUUGUCUUCAUCUUCCUGUACAGUUCACUUUACAGUGCUUUUUUGUGGACAGGUCUUUUAUCUCUGUCUUUGCUGCUUUUGAAAAGAAGAGAAGCCAUAAAGAUCCCUGUUGGAUUUAUCAUUAUAGCUGGCUGGGGCAUCCCAGCAAUUCUUGUUGGAAUCCUGCUAAUAGCUGGUAACCACACUGAUGAUAUUGACUCAGCAUUUUUUUAUGGAAAUUACCAGAUUAUUAUCACAGCAGUUGUUGCAUCCAUCAGCAUACUGAUAUCUGGGAUAUCACUCAUGUGUAUGAACAGAUCAGGAGUGGAGGCCAACUAUGUGGCUUUGAACCAGCAAUCCCAAAACAGACCAACAGAGGAACCUGAAAGGGAAAUUAGUGAACAAAGUAGAUCUUCCACUAGUGGUUCUCAUUCUGUACUAGACUCUUCCAUAGAAAGAGAAUCCUGUGCAUAUUCAAAAGAGAAUGAAGGCUUAUGCUGUUCUGAAGGAGAAGCAGUAUGUAGUACUAACGUUAAUCAUAACUGCUCCGUAUCAAUUGAGACAGCAAAUCAGUGUUUGAGUCCGUGUAGUUCUCAGAGGUGUGUAUUGGCUCAGGAAGAACAGCUUCUACAAACUGGAGACCAACAGCUGACUAGACAUGUGUUGCUAUGCCUGCUUCUCAUUGUGGGUCUUUUUGCUAAUCUAGCCAGCUGUUUGUGGUGGUUGUUUAAUCAAGAACCUGGAAGACUCUAUGUCGAAUUGCAGUUCUUUUGUGCUGUGUUUAAUUUUGGUCAGGGAUUCAUUUCGUUUGGAAUUUUUGGCCUCGAUAAACAUUUAAUUAUUCUUCCAUUCAAGAGAAGGUUUGAAUUUUUUUGGGGAAGCAGAACAGUGGAACGCAGGGAAUCAUCUGUACCUGAGGAAGUCCGGAUGACAUGUCAUCAGUUUGUUAAUUACCACAAGGAUAUGUGUGUAAGGAGCAUUGUCCAAGACAGAAGGUGUGGCACAAAGACGGUGACUGGGAUCUUCUUUGGCUGUGACCUGGUGGAUUGGCUCAUUGAAGUGGGGCUUGCCUCAGACCGUGGGGAGGCUGUGGCAUACGGAGAAAGACUCGUGCAAGGAGGCAUCGUCCAGCAUAUCACGAAUGAAUUUGAGUUUCGAGAUGAGCAGCUGCACUAUUGUUUUCUAUCUAGGAGAUCUCCAACAAAUGAGAGCCAUCACAAUGAGGAAGCGCUUAGAAGCUAGCCAAAGAGAGUAUGUUCAGGCUCUUCACUGACACGUGAAGGCGUAUUUUAAAAUGAUGUCUUCACAGUUACAGUGUGGUUCUGUCUGUUUCCCACCCAAAGAAAAUUAUGAUGUCUCGUGUUUUGAAUGUUGACUAGUCACUUCAGUCACUUCAGGGAAUUAUUUUAAAUCAUGGCAAAUACAAAGGUACAAAAUACUCAGCUUUGUUUUUGAAAAGAACAAUUGUUUCAAAAUACAGUUUCUUUGCCUGUGACUACAUCAGAUCUUGUAGAAUCUGUUGUACCUUCCCUUCAGUUUAAUUAUGAUUUUGUAUGAUGUUCUUGCAUUAGUUAAAAGGAAGGCUAUUAAAAUGUUUUGGUGCAGUCUCUUUACUUCCGAAGAAUAUGUUCUCUUAUUAAUAUGGACAUUACAACUCUGAAGAUUGGCAUGUUGGUUCAUCACAGCUGAGAAAUUAUGAGAUGAUUUUUGCUGUUAGUACUUCCCCUGUGAGUUAGCCAGAUUUUAAAAAGCAGCUUGUAGUUCCUGUACUGUCAGACCCCUUGUAUCCUGAUAGGGCUUGUUACCCAAAUAGGUUUAGUUUUCCAGAAAAUUCACCUUCAUGAUUUUUUCUUAAAAGAAAUUGGCGUAUAACUACUGAAAAUAUAAAAUCACAAACUACUAACAGAGUCUCUCUUUGUUGACAUCUCUGAAGUUGUGAUUAACUUUGUUCCUCUUAAUUAGACCAACAGCCUAUAAUAAGAGAAAACCAAAUACUUGAAUUUUCAGUACUACUUUCAUUAUGCAACUUAACUAAUUCUGACAUUCAGAGCAGGUCCAAAGUAAUUUUCAAGUAUAGGCGAACAGAAAUUUUGCCCCCCCCCCCCAAAAACCAAUCACUGAAAAAUAAAAGCGCUGGAUAAGCAAAAAUGUUGGAUAAUGAGGGAUUAAGGAAACGCCUAAAUAAAGAACAACACUCGGGAAAUCCAAACCGGAAGCAAUCAGGGACAGCUAACACCUCCCAAAAAAAGAUUUUCCCAGGUAAGAGGAAGCCAAGCCUUGAAGCCACAGGGCCAUUAAAUGCUAAUCAAGAUGAUUAAUUACAACAUCCAUACCUGCCUCCCAACAGAUAAAAGCUCUUUCUCCCACACUGGACAUUAUUCCACAGGCAAAUAAACCCCCCUUGCCUUGCUUCCAACAGACAGCUUCCAGAAGGCCCGCGCGGCCCACCGGAAGGGCCGACGCGGGCUCCGGAGUGCCCAACACGGGCUCCAGAAGGCCCAGCGCAGGCUCCAGAAAGCCUGCCCGGCCCACCAGAAGGGCCAAUGCAGGCUUCCAGAGCCUGCGCUUGGCCUUCCGGAGCCCGCGUCGGCCCUUCUGGAUGGCUGGGUGGCCCGAAGAAGGCCCGCAAGGCCGGAAGAAGGAGGCAGGGGUGGCGCCAUCUUCCCGGGGGCCUCACUGCGCCCCCAGAAUGAUUGCACUACCAGAGGCUGCUUAAAUAGCCUCGCCGGUGGACCGCCUCUGCUGACAGUUUUUAAACAACUUCAUAAUACAGAUUUUAGAAACAGUUCAUAGGCUUCUUCACUGGUAAAAUGCAACCAAAUUCCAAUAAUCUCAUGCCCCCUGCCAUAUUUUUUAAUCUUUAGAUUUUCUUUGUUACAUGAAGAAAAAUUGAAUCGUGAAGCAUUUCUCAUGUUUUUUUUUUACGUUUAAGCUGACAUUAAAAGAAUAAUAGAAAAUGACUGCUUUGUUUACAUUUGUGAAAUAGGAGAACUUUGAACAUUGUCCAAAAAUUUAUUUAUUAAUCACCAUGUUUACUGAAAGUAAGAGUUUAUCACUACUGCUUCAUGUAUGAGCACUCCCCAUCUAAUUAAUUUUUAACUAGUGGGUGGUGGGAAUGUUUUAUUUUUAUAAAGGUAUGGAUAAUAUUAGAAAAAAACAGCCGCCUUUUAACGUGUGGCUUUUAUUUUCUAGUCUUAGAAGCACAUCCUGGCAGCCUAAAUAACAUGUCAAUAGCCACAAUAGCAUGUUGUGUAACAUGCAUGGGAAUUGUAAAAAAAAAAAAAAAGCUAUCCUUUUUGUUGUGAGACUGGCAAGUCCAUACAUUCAUGAACUGCCACAUUGACAAAUCCUUCUGUGUUGUAUGAAAACAAGCCUAUGCUUAUCUUCCAUGAUGAAGAAAACUUAUUUUAAACUGAUGUUUUAAUUUGAGAUGCAGCUGAAAUGGAAUAAAUAUUGCUGUUACAUUUCUGAGUUGAUCAUGUUUCUGUCUAACUUGAAAAGAAAAUUACAGGCAAAUGUGUUUUGAAAGUAGUUGAUAUUUCUGCAUUCAUGGAUAUUUCAGUUCCUCAAUAAAAUCAGCUGUUCUAUCUUGUAA
This is a messenger RNA of Anolis carolinensis (green anole), 4570 nucleotides long. It is a transcript of the gene gpr155, whose product is annotated as G protein-coupled receptor 155. Gene Ontology annotation, biological process: negative regulation of BMP signaling pathway; transmembrane transport; intracellular signal transduction. The transcript is spliced from 15 exons. Gene Ontology annotation, cellular component: membrane. NCBI's taxonomy places the organism in Eukaryota, Metazoa, Chordata, Lepidosauria, Squamata, Anolidae. The record is from RefSeq and is a predicted model, not a curated record. Gene Ontology annotation, molecular function: G protein-coupled receptor activity. Bases 193 to 2217 code for a protein of 674 amino acids.